ACUACGGGGACCGAUAUCAUAGCUUAUACCGGAGCUUGUCAAACAAAAAGAAGUAAAAUUAAGUUUAUACCGCAAACCACGAGUAAAUAAAGGCCCCCCGACAGCAUGGAGCAAAUGGAAGUGGACGUCGACAUGUCGGCCAAGCCCAGCACAUCGUCCUCCGCCGGCGGGAGCAGCAUACCACUGGCGACGACAGUCGACAAACACCCACAGCCGCAGGGAAACAUAAUGGCUGCGGAGGGCACCAGUGGCUCGGUGACCAUAUCGCUGCACCCGCUGGUCAUAAUGAACAUCUCCGAGCACUGGACACGUUUCCGGGCGCAGCACGGCGAGCCGCGACAGGUGUACGGAGCACUGAUUGGCAAGCAGAAGGGCCGCAACAUUGAGAUUAUGAACUCGUUCGAGCUCAAGACAGACGUCAUAGGCGAUGAAACAGUGAUCAACAAGGACUACUACAACAAGAAGGAGCAGCAGUACAAGCAGGUAUUCAGUGAUCUCGACUUCAUAGGCUGGUACACAACCGGCGAGAAUCCCACUGCCGAUGACAUUAAGAUCCAAAAACAGAUAGCCGCCAUCAACGAGUGCCCCAUCAUGCUGCAACUGAAUCCGCUCUCCCGCAGCGUCGACCACCUCCCCCUGAAGCUAUUCGAGUCCCUUAUCGAUCUGGUGGACGGAGAGGCCACCAUGCUGUUCGUGCCCCUCACCUACACACUGGCCACCGAGGAGGCGGAACGCAUUGGCGUGGAUCAUGUGGCGCGCAUGACCUCCAACGAAUCGGGCGAGAAGAGCGUGGUGGCGGAGCAUUUGGUGGCGCAGGACAGUGCCAUUAAGAUGCUCAAUACACGCAUCAAGAUCGUGCUGCAGUACAUCCGCGAUGUGGAGGCCGGAAAGUUGCGGGCCAACCAGGAGAUUCUGCGAGAAGCUUACGCUCUCUGCCACCGACUGCCCGUGAUGCAGGUGCCCGCCUUCCAGGAGGAAUUCUACACGCAGUGCAACGAUGUGGGACUGAUUAGCUACCUGGGCACGCUGACCAAGGGCUGUAACGAUAUGCAUCACUUUGUGAACAAGUUCAAUAUGCUGUACGACCGCCAGGGAUCGUCGCGCCGCAUGCGAGGCCUCUACUAUUGAUAUGCAAACAAUCUAUUAAAGCUUCUGAGAUAAAUACACGUA
This is a messenger RNA of Drosophila teissieri, 1170 nucleotides long. It is a transcript of the gene CSN6, whose product is annotated as COP9 signalosome complex subunit 6. The coding region runs from base 106 to 1128 and encodes 340 amino acids. NCBI's taxonomy places the organism in Eukaryota, Metazoa, Arthropoda, Insecta, Diptera, Drosophilidae. Gene Ontology annotation, molecular function: metallopeptidase activity; protein binding. The record is from RefSeq and is a predicted model, not a curated record. Gene Ontology annotation, cellular component: COP9 signalosome. The transcript is spliced from 2 exons. Gene Ontology annotation, biological process: protein deneddylation.